Molecule: messenger RNA, 4264 nt
Organism: Condylura cristata (star-nosed mole)
Lineage: Eukaryota; Metazoa; Chordata; Mammalia; Eulipotyphla; Talpidae
Gene: TGM2
Product: transglutaminase 2
Exons: 13
Coding region: 76-2139 (687 amino acids)
Biological process (GO): peptide cross-linking
Molecular function (GO): protein-glutamine gamma-glutamyltransferase activity
Source: RefSeq, a predicted model, not a curated record
GCUGUGCUCGGCCAGCCGUCGCGCUCGCUCUCUCGGAGGGUCCUGCACAGUUGAGGACAGCCCGCCACUCUGACCAUGGCUGAGGAGCUGAUUCUGGAGCGAUGUGACCUGGAGCUGGAGGCCAAUGGCCGUGACCACCACACGGCCGACCUGUGCCGGGAGAGGCUGGUGGUGCGCCGGGGCCAGCCCUUCUGGCUGACGCUGUACUUCGAGGGCCGGGGCUACGAGGCCAGUGCGGACCGCCUCACCUUCUGUGCGGUGACAGGCCCAGCCCCCAGCAAGGAAGCCGGGACCAAGGCCCGAUUCUCACUGUCCGACACUAGGGUGGAGGGUGCCUGGACAGCCACGGUGGCGGACCAGCAGGACAAUACCCUCUCGCUGCUGCUCAGCACCCCGGCCGAUGCCCCCAUUGGCCUGUACCGCCUCACCAUGGAGGCCUCCACCGGCUACCAGGGCUCCAGCUUCACGCUUGGCAACUUCACCCUGCUCUUCAAUUCCUGGUGCCCAGCGGAUGCUGUAUACCAGGACUCAGAUGAGGAACGGCGGGAGUAUGUCCUCACUCAGCAGGGCUUCAUCUACCAGGGCUCGGCCAAGUUCAUCAAGAGCAUACCUUGGAACUUUGGGCAGUUUGAAGAUGGGAUCCUGGACAUCUGCCUGAUGCUCCUGGACGUCAACCCCAAGUUCCUGAAGAAUGCAGGCCGAGACUGCUCCCGCCGCCGCAACCCCGUCUACGUGGGCCGGGUGGUGAGUGGCAUGGUCAACUGCAACGAUGACCAGGGCGUGCUGCUGGGGCGCUGGGACAACAACUACGGGGAUGGCGUGAGCCCCAUGUUCUGGAUCGGCAGCGUGGACAUCCUGCGACGCUGGAAGAGCGACAGCUGCCAGCGUGUCAAGUAUGGCCAGUGCUGGGUCUUCGCCGCUGUGGCCUGCACAGUGCUGCGGUGCCUUGGUAUCCCCACCCGCGUGGUGACCAACUACAACUCCGCCCACGACCAGAACAGCAAUCUGCUCAUCGAGUAUUACCGCAACGAGUCUGGGGAGAUCCAGGGUGGCAAGAGCGAGAUGAUCUGGAACUUCCACUGCUGGGUGGAGUCGUGGAUGACCAGGCCGGACCUGCAGCCGGGGUAUGACGGGUGGCAGGCCCUCGACCCCACGCCCCAGGAGAAGAGCGAAGGGACCUACUGCUGUGGCCCAGUUCCAGUUCGGGCCAUCAAGGAGGGUGACCUGACCCCCAAGUACGACGCACCCUUUGUCUUUGCUGAGGUCAACGCCGACGUGGUGGACUGGAUCCAGCAGGCGGAUGGGUCCAUGCACAAGUCCAUCAACCACUCCCUGGUGGUGGGGCUGAAGAUCAGCACGAAGAGAGUGGGCCGGGACGAGCGGGAGGACAUCACCCACACCUACAAGUACCCCGAGGGCUCCCCAGAGGAAAGGGAAGCCUUCCAGAGGGCCAACCACCUGAACAAGCUGGCUGAUAAAGAGCAGACAGGGCUGGCCAUGCGGAUCCGUGUGGCCGAGAGCAUGAACAUGGGCAGCGACUUCGACGUCUUUGCCUUCAUUACCAACAACACCGCCGAGGACCAUCUUUGCCGCCUCCUGCUCUGCGCCCGCACUGUCAGCUACAACGGGAUCCUGGGGCCAGAAUGUGGCUCCAACCACAUCCUCGAACUUCCCCUGGAGCCCUUCAGUGAGAAGAGCAUUCCCCUUCGCAUCCUCUAUGAGAAGUACUCUGAGUGUCUGACGGAGUCCAACCUCAUCAAGGUGCGGGGCCUCCUCAUGGACCAGGCUACCAGCAACUACGUGCUGGCCGAGCGGGACAUCUACCUGGAGAAUCCAGAAAUCAAGAUCCGGAUCCUGGGCGAGCCCAAGCAGCACCGCAAACUGGUGGCUGAGGUAUCCCUGCGGAACCCACUUAACGUGCCCCUGAUGGGCUGCAUCUUUACCGUGGAGGGGGCAGGCCUGACCGAGGAGCAGAAGACCGUGGAGAUCCCCAACCCUGUGGAAGCAGGGGAGGAAGUCAAGGUCAGGGUGGACCUGAUGCCGCGACUCGUGGGCCGCCACAAGCUGGUCGUGAACUUCGAGAGCGACAAGUUGAAGUCUGUGAAGGGCUUCCGGAAUGUCAUCAUUGGCCCUUCCUAAGGGACCCAGUGCCAGCCCCAACCUAAGCAGCUGAGAGCCCCCACCUUGAUCGCAAUCUUUGUCCCAAACUAAUGAGAAAAUUUGACCCUCCUUGGGCCCAGACCCCAGAGCUGGUGUAGGACGCCAUUGGGGUUCUUUGGAAUAGAAUGUGCUUCUGGCCCAUCUUGUCCCCCUGAGCCUGGUCCUCACCCCCCUGACUUGUGAAGUGUUCUGUGCCUCCCUAUGGGAGCAUUGGGCCUGGGAUGGGGAGGAAGGCCCAGCCUUUCUUGGAGCAAGUGAGAUAGAGGGUGAGAUAGUGCUCCCCAUUGACUAAAUCAAGGAAGUCAGCUCCCUAGAAAGUUCUGUUCCCCUUCCCCACAUUGUGCCUGGGUGCCCAGGUGUUGAUGAGAAGAGGCCCAACAAUAGACCAGGCCCAGGCUUCCUGCCCCAUCCCAGCAGUCCUGGCCCAAAACCCCCCAGCCACUUCACCAUUGUGAGACACCUACUAUGUCCCUGCUUCUUGAGCUUUCUUGUGCCCACUUGGCCACCAACCCAUUUCAUCAUUGCAAGAACCUGCAGAGUGAGAGCUGCUUUCCUGAUGAGGAGGCUGAGGCGCCCAGAGAAGGGUGGCCCACUUCGCAGCACAAAGCUGGUGGGUCUUUGCACAAGUCAGGUGAAGGUGCAGGAAUGGAGCCCAGGUCUUCUGAUUCUGAGCCCAGUGAUACCAUCCCUGAGCUGAGGAUGCCAGAGAGAUCAGCUGGGAACUGACCCAAAAGAACCUGGUUGGGACAGGAGGUGGGUAGAAAGUGGAAGGGUCCAAGCCCAGGGUUCUAGCAAGUCCAACAGCUGCUGUCUCCCCCUCUUUGGACCUCAGUUUCCAGGCCAAAGAAGGGGUUGAACCAGCUCCUCUCUGAGGCCUUCCCAGCUCUGCCCUUUUAUGCUAUGUGACCCAGCCUUGAAAAUUAUAGAAGUCCUACUCCUAGCUCCAUAGAGCCUUAGAUCGAUCACAGGUCCAGCAUAUUUCUGAGCAUGCAACCAUGACCAUGACCACCUGCCCACCCCAGCCCUGUCCACAUACCCUACCUGAAUUCAGACAUCUUUCAGACCCCCAGAAGCCAGUCCUGGAGACCCCUAUUCUCCCCAUGAGCCUACCCACCACAAUGCCUAGACUUCACAGAAGCCUUAGCUGCCUCAGCUGGUCACUAACCCACAGGGUAGUGCCUUGCCACUGCUGUCACAGAGCGGGGUCCUUGGACACAGCCCUUGCCUGGGAUAAGCUCAGGAAGCCCAUGCACAGUCAUCUCUUGACUUGUACCUCCCACCUGACUGGGCUUCCUUGGUCUGAAAGAGAGCAAAGGGGAGAAUUCUUUAUCUGGGCUGGGGUCAUCUCCAGGGUCCCCCCAACCCCAGAGACUUUUUGGGGAAAGUCAUGCUGAUGCACGUAGAACUUCCUGCUUUGCACAGAGAAGGAUCACAAAAUGAGCCGACGUGUAUGUUCUAUAUAAAUAUAGCUUUAUUUUUCCGUGGUUUAUAAAUGCUUUUGAGCAAUAGUAGAUGCUUUUGAGCCACAAAGAGCAAACACUGAAAUAAAAGAGUUUAUUUUUCACAUUCAGACAAGGUCCGAUCUUCUUGCUUUCAAGGCGCGGGGUGGGUGAACUCACUCACCCUGGGACCAACAUUGUCCCACCUAAGCCUUUCCAGGGUCUCAGAUCCAGACCCAGGGCCAAACUGUCAUCCAGAGAGCCACAGAGUCUGGAUCCCUUGCCUGCCUCUUCCUCAAACCAACAGUGAAUCACUGUAUCCUUCCCAGAGCCCUGUGUGCCCUGGUUAACUUCCUAGCAAUGUGGUUCUCUGAGCCUGGAGCACCUGCUUAUCAUUCAAUGCUUGACACAAAAGUGGCUUCCUCUGUGAAGCCCUCCUAGAUUUCUGCUGUGGAUGAGCAGUGGAACAUGGGCCAACUUAACCACUUAGCUCCGUGUUAGUCUAUUUGGCCCCUCCCAACCUGAGAGACCCAACUACAGUCACCAAGUAGCUCUUCAAUAAAUACUGAUCAAUGCUGAUUUGGUAAAUCAGUGUGUUUCAAUUCAACUCCCAGAAGUCUAGCUGUCCAGUAGUCUGCAAAUGCAAGCUGUCCGUGGAAGUUUUU